AUGCUACGUGACUGUGUGGCUACCAACAACUUGGCCAACCGCUUCCUGCUGAUUAUUGACAAUGCACCUAGCCAUCCUCGGAACAUGGAAGACAGGAUUGACAAUAUUGAAGUCAUGUUUCUUCCUCUCAACUGCACUUAUUCAGGAUCAGGCGUCAUGGAUCAGGAUGUUAUCGCCACCUUCAAAACAUUCUACCAGAGCCGCACAAUAAAGCAACUCAUAACUGCAAUUGAUGGUGAAGGCAGGCCAAAAAUAAAGCAGUUUUGGGCCAAGUGCGACAUCAAGGCCAUAGAUAACAUCAACGAGUCUUGGAUGGAGAUCAAGGAACAGACGGUGAAUGGGUGCUGGAGGCAGAUCUGGGAGGAGUGUGUGACAGAUUUUAAGGGGUUCACUGAUAUGGCGGAUGUCAGAAGGGACAUCGUGCACCUGUCACAUCUUGCUGGCUUCACUGAGGUCGAUGAAUUAGACGUGGAGGAUUUCCUGGAGUCUCAUGACCAGCCACUCUCCAAUGAGGACCUCGUGCAGCUGGAGCAAGAGAGGUUAGUCACCGAGGAAGAGGAAGAGGAGGAGCUGGAACCACAAAGAGGACUGGACAUCAAAACACUCCGGGAGGUGUUCAUUGGCAUAGUUCGCAGCUUGGAGCCUCUCAAAGAAUGUGAUCCAAACCCUGCCAGGAGUAGAAUGGCCAUUUACGCGAUAGAUAAAGCUCUCAAGGUGUAUUGGGAAAUUUAUGAUUUGAAAAGAAGGCAGGCAAAACAGUUCACCAUCUCCAGCUUCUUCAAGCCUUCUGCCAGCCCAGUCAGUCCUGCCGCCAACCCAGACACCCCUGCCGCUGUCCAAGCCAUCCCAGCCACCCCUGCUGCCAGCCCAUCCAUCUCUGCCACUGCAAGCCCACCCAUCCCUGCCAUUGCUGGGCCAUCAACCUCUGCUGCUGCAGGUCCAUCCUUUUCUGUCACUACCCCCGCUGACCAUUCAAGCCCCUUUUCCAGUGUGGACCCCUUCCUCAUCUCAGAUGAUAAGGAUGAUUAG
Messenger RNA from Scylla paramamosain (green mud crab), 1029 nucleotides. RefSeq names its product tigger transposable element-derived protein 1-like. The record is from RefSeq and is a predicted model, not a curated record. The transcript has a single exon. Bases 1 to 1029 code for a protein of 342 amino acids. Gene Ontology annotation, molecular function: nucleic acid binding. NCBI's taxonomy places the organism in Eukaryota, Metazoa, Arthropoda, Malacostraca, Decapoda, Portunidae.